Molecule: messenger RNA, 1908 nt
Organism: Trichoderma atroviride IMI 206040
Lineage: Eukaryota; Fungi; Ascomycota; Sordariomycetes; Hypocreales; Hypocreaceae
Biological process (GO): protein farnesylation
Cellular component (GO): protein farnesyltransferase complex
Molecular function (GO): protein farnesyltransferase activity
Source: RefSeq, a predicted model, not a curated record
GUACUUAGCUUCUUGCAACGACCUUCAAUUAUCUGUGAUUAUUUGACAUGGAAUCCUGAAUUUUAGCUUGAGUAUUUACAUCUAUCAGGACUUCCACGGGUUUCCUGAUGUUCACAUGUUGAUUCAAAACCCAUGACAACAUAGGAGAGUGGGACGGGCACUAAAAUUAAUAGCCGGGAUAUUGCCGGGCACAAUACUGCCACCACGACUUCUAGUCUCUAUUGUUCUGUCGCAGCCUGACAUUACCUAGGUUCAGCCGUUUGUUCGUUCGCCAAUAGCUCACAGCGCCGGCAAGGUGGGAAGAUGAGCGGGGUUGCCAUAUGCUCUCGUGGCUAAAAGAGAUGACAAGCCUCUGAGUCCACAUCAUGAAAUCUCGACGUUCUCGAGUAGUCUUCAAACAUCAACUGAGAAAAAUGGCUGCAAGCGUGGAACAACAACAGCAACAACAGGUUGGUCCUGCGCCUCCUAGCACACAGCAAGGUGCAUCUAUCCCCAGCCUCUUCAUGUUUCCUCCCAUGAUUCGCGAUGCGCUGGAGACAGACUCGUCCAACAUCCAGGAUGAGACGGUCGAUGAGAUUCUGCCCUUCCUGACUGGCAAAGAACACAGCCAGCUCAACGCCCAUGGCAUCCCCCGUCUGGACAAGCAGCGACAUGUCAGGUUCCUGAAAAAGCAGCUAGGAGCGUUGCCGUCAAUGUUUGUGGGAGCGGAUCCCAGCAGGCCGUGGAUAUUCUAUUGGUGCCUGAAUGCCCUGUCUCUUCUCGGUGAGGAUCUCGAGCCUUAUCGCGCCAGGCUUAUUGAGACAGUGCGCCCUAUGCAGAAUAAAACGGGCGGGUUCGGAGGGGGUUUUGGCCAGUCAUCGCAUCUUGCCACCACCUACGCGACUAUCCUCUCGCUGGCAUUGGUUGGCGGAGACGAGGCAUUCGAAGCGGUCGACAGGAGAGGCAUGUGGAAGUGGUUGUGCCAGCUCAAGCAACAAGAUGGGGGGUUCCAGAUGGCCGUCGGAGGCGAAGAAGAUGUGAGGGGGGCCUACUGCGCAGCUGUUGUGAUAUCUCUGCUCAACUUGCCUUUGGAACUAUCAUCCGACUCUCCUGCAUGCGCUGCCGGCCACACAAGUCUCCUGAGUGGCCUGGCUGAAUGGGUCCGGCUGUGCCAAACGUACGAGGGAGGCGUGUCAGCCACCCACGGGAUCGAGGCGCAUGGUGCGUAUGCCUUCUGCGCUCUCGGAUGCCUUUCAAUUAUUGAUUCCCCACACCGAAGCAUCAGACGGUACAUGGAUGUACCACGUCUUAUCUCUUGGCUCUCAUCUCGCCAGUAUGCUCCAGAAGGUGGCUUUUCAGGCCGCACGAACAAGCUUGUCGACGGCUGUUAUAGCCACUGGGUUGGUGGAUGUUGGCCCCUGAUUGAGGCCGGUCUGAGCGGGCCUGAGGGGCCGACAGCUGGCCCUGCAGGUCGCCCGAUGGAAGACACGGAGGCAGACGACAGCUUGUUCAGCCGAAAUGGAUUGAUUCGUUACAUCCUCUGUUGUUGUCAAGACAUGUCUAGGAGGGGUGGCAUGAGGGACAAGCCUAGCAAGUACUCUGACGCGUACCACACUUGCUACGUUCUAUCUGGUCUCAGCUCCGCACAGAACAAGUGGCGUUUGGUUGCCUCUCGAGCCGAUGAGGCCCUUCUUGGAGGCGACGUUUGGGAGGUGUUGCCUCAUACAAAGGGAGAGCAAAUAUUUGAUGAGGAUGACCGGAUCGGAACGCUUCACCCCGUCUAUGCAAUUCCUCAGCAUUCAGUUGACGCGAUUCGAAGUUACUUCUCAUCGAAAGAGGGCUUCUAGCUGCGAAUAGGCAGCCGACGUCUCCUGUUAUAAGUGGCCAUUAGGUUCCAUACAGUGCUUAUCCCUUCCAGCGGAGCCAGUG